This is a messenger RNA of Mytilus californianus (California mussel), 9731 nucleotides long. Its product is annotated as mitogen-activated protein kinase kinase kinase kinase 5-like. Lineage: Eukaryota; Metazoa; Mollusca; Bivalvia; Mytilida; Mytilidae. The record is from RefSeq and is a predicted model, not a curated record. Gene Ontology annotation, molecular function: ATP binding; MAP kinase kinase kinase kinase activity. Gene Ontology annotation, biological process: protein phosphorylation. Bases 108 to 2744 code for a protein of 878 amino acids. The transcript is spliced from 32 exons.
AACUGCGCACGCAAUCACCGGAACUAGAAUACGAUUUUGAGAAUUGAAAAAUGACAGAAAUGUAUUAUUUAAAAUUAGAAGAAAUAUAAUGUAGAUGACCAAGAAUAAUGGAUUUUAAUCGACAAGUGGAUUCAGGCAUCCUCCGUCGUAACCCACAGGAUGAUUUUGAGCUCAUCCAGCGUGUGGGGAGCGGAACUUACGGCGAUGUUUAUAAGGCAAGAAAUCUAAAUACAGAUGAAUUAGCAGCAAUUAAGAUGAUAAAAUUAGAACCAGGGGAUGAUUUUGCCAUUAUACAGCAAGAAAUUGUUAUGAUGAAAGAUUGCAAACAUAAAAAUAUUGUGGCUUACUUUGGGAGCUAUUUAAGGAGAGAAAAGUUAUGGAUUGCAAUGGAGUUUUGUGGAGGUGGAUCUAUGCAGGAUAUUUAUCACAUCACUGGUCCACUGAAUGAGUCACAGAUAGCUUUUUUAUGUAGAGAGACGUUACAGGGAUUAGGGUAUCUACAUAGCAAGGGUAAAAUGCACAGAGAUAUAAAGGGUGCUAAUAUACUGUUAACAGAUGAUGGAGAUGUCAAGUUAGCUGAUUUUGGUGUGUCAGCACAGAUAACAGUGACAAUGUGUAAAAGAAAGUCUUUCAUUGGUACGCCAUAUUGGAUGGCACCAGAGGUAGCAGCAGUAGAAAGGAAGGGAGGCUACAAUCAACAGUGUGAUAUUUGGGCAGUGGGCAUUACAGCAAUAGAAUUUGCAGAAUUACAACCUCCAAUGUUUGAUCUUCAUCCUAUGAGAGCAUUGUUUCUUAUGUCUAAAAGUGGAUUUAAACCUCCAACACUCAAAGAUAAAACCAAAUGGUCCCCAGUCUUUCAUCAUUUUAUUAAAGUUGCUUUAACUAAAAACCCUAAGAAAAGACCCACAGCUGAUAAACUUUUAGAGCAUCCGUUUUUCCAAGCAGACCUAGGUCGGAGAGUGACUAAAGAAUUAUUAGAUAAAUCACGGAAUCCUUCAAAUACUUUUGAAAUUGGAGAAGAUGAUGAAGGGGUAUUGAAUGUUCCACAGCGAAUACCUUCAAAUAAAACACCUGGUAAUGUUGCUGCUAGGAACAGUCUUGAAUUGAAAGUUAAUAUAUCACCAUCAUCAUCAGGUUUGGGUCCUGAUCAGUAUGAUAAAGCAAGACAGAACUGGGAUAAUGAAGAAGGGGAAGAUAGAUACAAUACUGCCCAGCCAGACUGGCCAGACCAGAAGGGACUAUUGGAAUCUGUUGGUGAGGAACUGUGGAACAGGGGUCACGAUGGUAACUUCAUCUUUAAUAAUGAUGAAAAUGUACCAGUAUCACAACAAUCUACCUUGCAAGUAAAACCUCCACCACUGCCACCUAAGCCAAACAUAAAUGAGGGUUAUCAAGACACUGACCAAGAUGAAGAUGAAGAAGUAGAUGAAGGUCCGGAUCGAAAAUUAUUAGAGGAUGGCACCAAGACCUUAGUUCCAAACACACAACUACCAACAGAAAUGGAUGACAGACCUCCAGAUCUGCCCCCAAAACAGAGCAGAAGACAUCCAAAUGGUGCUAUUCCUGGGAUAGGAAAUGGAAGUGCUGUUUCAAUGGAAGAAUUACCACCUGUUUUACCUAGAAGAAAGAAAGAACUGGAUAAGACUUCAUCUGGUCGACCUGUCAGCAAUGGUCUCCCUCCUACACCUAAAGUACAUAUGGGAGCCUGUUUUUCCAAAGUGUUCAAUGGAUGUCCUCUCCGUAUAAACUGUACAGCAAGCUGGGUACAUCCUGAUACAAGAGAUCAAUAUCUAUUACUUGGUGCUAAUGAAGGCCUGUACACAUUAAACUUGAAUGAGAUUCAUGAAUCAUCACUAGAAUUGUUACAUGCCAGGAGAUGUCUGUGGGUUUAUGUGAUAAAAGAUAUCUUGAUGACAAUAUCAGGUAAAACCCCUCACCUGUGGCGACAUGAUUUGAUGAUGAUACAUUCGAAACAGACAAAUAGGUUUUCUUUACCUAUGAACAAAAUACCAGAAAAAUUAGUUCCAAGACGGUUUACACCAACGACAAAAGUACCUGAUACAAAAGGCUGUAGUAAAUGUUGCGUGGGAAGAAAUCCCUACAAUGGAUACAAGUAUCUGUGUGGAGCUUUGCCCACUGGGAUCAUACUCAUGCAGUGGUAUGAACCACUCAAUAAGUUUAUGUUGUUAAAAACAUUUGAUUUUGAUGAAAUGCCACUGGAUUUAACAGUGUUUGAAAUGUUUAUCUCCCCUGAAUUGGAAUACCCGAUGAUUUGUACGGGUAUAAGGAAAGGGCAAGAUAGAAACCAUGUACAGUUUGAUGUGAUAAAUUUGAAUUCAAAUUCCAGUUGGUUUAUGGAAUGUAACGAAGGAGAAGCUUUACCUGUAGUUAAUGUUACCCAGUUAGAGAAAGAUACAAUUCUAGUCUGUUAUGAUAAAUUUGUAAAAGUUGUUAAUAUGUCAGGAAAGUUAAAGUCAAGUAGAAAACAAGCAGCAGAGUUACAUUUUGAUUCUACUGUGCAGUCAUUAGUUUGUUUACAAGACAGUGUUUUAGCCUUUCACAAGCAUGGGAUGCAAGGAAGAAGUUUUAAGGCCAAUGAGGUAACUCAAGAGAUCUGUGAUAAAAGUAGAACAUUUAGAUUGCUUGGUUCAGACAGGGUUAUUGUAUUACAGAGCAGACCAACAGACGAUCUUAAUGCAAAUUCCAAUCUAUAUGUACUGGCAGGACACGAAAAUAAUUUCUGAUUGUAUAAUUUAUUCCUUUUUUUGCAUACAUAUCUGUCAAUCAGUUUUAUUGCUGCAAUUUUACUUUUGCCUGUGAUGAUCACAUUGACUCUAUUUUAUUGCUCACAGGAUUUUAUAGUUCCAACCAGUAUAGUUAUUAAAUUCAAUUUUCAACUUUAAUUGAGUUUCGACAUUUAAAAUUUCGAAUAAGGGAAGAUUCUUAUUAGUUGGGAAAUUUUGUAAAGUCCAGUAACAAAUGGGGAAGAGUAAAACUUUGGAAAUAUUUGAUGUUAAGUGCCAGAGGUUUUAAUAUGUUUCAGGGCAGUCCAUACAGUUUCAGAUAAUAUUGUCAUUAAGUGAUUUUCAGAUAUAUUGUACAAGGAGAUAAAAAAGAAUUAAAGAAUUAAAGAAUAAACCAUUAGUUGCCAUGCUAAAAAUUGAGGUUUAAAAUAAAAACUUUUCAUAAUUUUGUUAUGUGAAAUUUUCUUGAAACUUUGAAAUUUUUAUAAACUAGUAUUAAUGGCAAUAACAUAGUAAAAUUAGUUUAUUUUACAGCUCCCCAAUUGUCACCUCAUAUUUUAAAGGAAAAUCAUUUUAGCACAUUUAGAAAUGUUUAAUGACUUGCAUCUCUUGCAAAAUUCAACAUGCCAUGCAAACAAAAAAACAACUUGACAGAAUACAAAUAUUUUUCUCCUGGUAUAACAGAAAUUCAAAAUGUUUGUAACUUAUAACUUAUUUGAUGGAUAAUUUUGUGCUAUGUAUUGUUUCCAAAAUUUAUUUUUGUGAUUAGAUUCCAUUAAUAAGACUAAUAAUCAUAAAAAAAAUAAAAAACCUGAACAUUGAAUGUUUAUCUUUUGUGUACCAGUUAUCUCCCUUGACUGUGUAAUGAUUCCACUUUUUAGUUGCUGAAUUCAUUAUUGUGUAAACUAUAUUAUUGAAUGAUCUUGUACUGUGGAUUCAUUUAUUUUCAUGGGUACUAAUUUUCAUAAAUUGAGGGAAAUCUGGAGUUUGGUGGAUAUUUGAUUACAUGGUAGUCUGUAUACAAGCCUUUACAAAAUUUAUACAUCGCUGAAAUUUAUAUAUUCAAGGGUUACAUUUACACAUGAAAUCCACGAAAAAUUGGGUCCCAAAAAUAAUAAUGAAUCCACAGUAUUGCAUAUAAAAUCCACCAUUUUUCAUCCUAAUUAUGUGAAUGUUUGUUCUUGCUCAAAGUGUAACAGACCUUAGUACUCAUUUAAAAUUUUGCGACUUUCUUACUGCUACCGGAUACUUUCAUCAUAUAUUGUUAAUUAUUUUACAAUUUAUAUACUGUUCAAGAACUACACAAUGAAUGAUUAGUUGAAAUAUAGUUUGUAGUCAUUACCUGAUGUAAAGGGAAGUUUAACCAUGGGGUCUGGAUGUCCAUUUAAAUAUAUCAGACUUUGUUUUAAUCAGUAUUAUAAGGACAUUGAAUAAGAAUUUGAUGUCAAUAGAUUUUCAAGACAACAACUGUACUUUUUUUUUAUUUAUGAAAAUUUCAGUAUAAACCACCAUACUCUCUCAUUCUCCUGCCACACAUUUUAAUUUGCUGCCCUCAUCACAUAUACUUAAUAUUGCUUUAAGUAAGCUUGUAUGUAUCCUGUCGAUGAUUCACUAGUCUAGUCCAACAGUGGAUCUGUUAUUGUCAUGGUAGUUUUGUGUUAUAAUGUGAUUAUUUUAUCUAUGAUUAGCUAUUGAUUUUAGACCUGUAAUUUUGUUUUCUGUUUGUUUAGUUAUUUCUUACAAAAACAUCAUACUUUUGGUUCAUAGAAAUUUUACUUUUUAUCAAAUUUGGAUAAUGUUUUGUGCCUAGCCAAUCAGGCUAAUUAUUUAUUUAGAUUUUUUUCCAAUUCUAUUGGUAUUGGCUGGUCUCAUUACAGCAUCUGUUAAUUUUAUUUUUAAGCAGAAUUUUAGGCUUCAUACUUCUCUUAUUCAUGCUUCAGUGAAUUUGGAAUUUUUAUGCUGUAAAAAAAUGUUAUUUUUACUGAGUUUUUAGGUUCCUUAAAACCACUGAUAUAUUGAAUUUGGAAUUUUUAUGUUGUAAAAUUUUUUUACUGAGUUUUUUUUAGGUUCCAAAAGACCAUUUAUAUUUAAAAAAAAUUUCAUUUGUUUGAAUUUAAUUUUUUGGGGGUUAGGCAUGUUUUUGUAUCUCAUUUGUUUUAAGCUCACUUUGCAUAAAUGACCAUGUGAACUUUUGUCAUUACUUGACAUCCAUCUAUCUGUCCUUUGUUGUAAAUCUUUUCCUUUGAAAUUACUUGGCCAAAUGUAACCAAAUUUACUUAGGAAAUUGAAGUUUAGAAAUUGUAUUUGGGAUUUGGCUGUUGUUGCUAAAAAUAGGACAUAGGGCUGAAAUGCAGUUUUUAGCUUCCAUCAUUAAAACUAAAGCAGGUAGAGCAAAACUGAUAUGGGUUAAAAUGAUCAGCAGGUCAAGGUCUAUCACCCAUAAAAUUUUCAGGAAAAAGCAGACAAUCCAUUUGGAGUUCUUUAUUUGCAAAUUUCAAAGUUUUUGGUAAUUAUCUUGAAAAACUAGCAGAUAGAGAGAAAUAUUAAAAGGGCAAAAAUGACCGUAACAAAAAGAUCUAUAUAUAAGCCAAACUUGACAAAAAAUAUUUCAAUUGACCCCUUAUAGUUGUUACCUUUGAAUGAUGAAGUUUACCCUUUUUGGAAAUUUUUUGCUAGAAACUAUAGUACCGGUAGAUAGAAAGAAUUCUUCAAUAGUAAAAAUUUUCAGCAUUAUAAGAUCUACAAAUAAGUCAACAGGGGCAAAAUCGUCUAAUGGAGUUAUUGCCCUUAGAAGACAUUUUUUACCAAUUAAUGCAUUUUUUGCAGAAUCUUUAAGAUAGAAAAAAAUUGUUUAAGCAAAAUGUUCACCAAAUAAGAGUCAUUGCCCUUGCAAGAUGAUUAGUCCCCUACCGACGAAGUCGAAGGGGACUUUAGGUUUGCAUUCUGUCUGUCUGUCUGUCCAUCCGUCAGUCCUGCAAAUCAGUUUUCCACACUUUUUUUCUUCAUGCUUGAAGAUAUUGAUUUGAUAUUUGAUGUAUUGUUUUAUCAUGACAAGUUACAGAUCAAGUUUGAAUUUUGUUCCAGUCUGAUGAUUUUGUGCAGAGUUAUGGUCCUUGGACUUAGAAAAUUCACUCAAAUAAUCAGUUUUCCUCACUUUUUUUCGUCAUGCUUUGAAGAUAUUGAUUUGAUAAUUGGUUUAUAGUUUCAUCUUGACAAGUUACAGAUCAAGUUCAAAUUUUGUUCUGGUCUGAUGAUUUUGUGCAGAGUUAUGGUCACUUAAAUAAUCAGUUUUCCACACAUUUUUUUUCGUCAUGCUUACCAUGACAAGUUAAAGAUAAAGUUAGUAUUUUGUUCCAGUACAAUGAAUUUUUAACUGGUAGGGGACUAUGUAUUGCCAUGCAAUACUCUCAGAAUGCUUGUUUUUACCCACUUUUGCAGAAACCAUGGUGGAUAGAGAGAAUAGUAAAUAGUGAAAAUGUUCAGCAAAAUAAAUUAUUUGUUGUUGAUUAUACGCUAUGUAUUGAAAGUAAAUGUAGAAUAAGAUACACACAGGACUUAGUUUGAUAUAUAUGCAUGCAUUGGUUCAAUAUUUUUCUUAAUGUUAUAAUCACCAGAAGCUUGUUUCAAAUGACUCUAAUGAUUUGCACCUCUUUUUCUGAAACAAACUGACUUUAGAAUUGUUACAACAUCAGACAUUUUUAAAUUCUCUUUUUUCUUUUAUAUGUACAAUCAUGACAUUAUAUCCUUGUGGUGCCAUACUUCAUAAAUUUCAUUGUAAAUAAUACCUGUAUCUGUAACAUGAUAGUAAUUCCUUGUAAAUAAAAGAAAUUUUCUAAUUACAGACAAGACACCAUGUCUUUGUAAAUGAUACUUACACCUGUAAAUGUACAAUAAAAUGUGUGGCAGAAUAUUGUUCGGUUUUACGGAUCAAAUGUUUCCACAUAUAAUGGUCGGUAGCUUAAGGAUUUUCUCAGCUUCAUUGGUGCAGGAAAAGUGGUAUUAAACAUUCCACUUAUUCACUUGUAUUUUGUUUUUAGAUUUUCAUGCAAAUAUAUUUCAGAUGUGAUGAUGGUAUUAAUUUCUCACUUUAAGAGACAAAACCACAUAAUAUAUUUCUGUGCUAACAGUGCUUAAAUUAUUUUGUAAAAAAAAAAUUGGCUAAAAGUUGUAUAAUACCAUAUGCUGUUACAUAAAACCAUAACUUCGUUAGAUAAAUAUAACCACAAUCGUUACGUACAAUGUGUUAAUGUUUGAAAUCAUAUUGUCAAAUACCCAAUUUUCUAUAUUGUCAUACCUCCCAUAAAGAUAUGGAAUCUAAACAAUCUAAUUGGAUGGCAAUCAUAUAAUAGACAUCAAUCUGUAGGAUUGCAGUUCAUUUUUAUCAGCAUUACCACUGUUAAUCAGAGUCAUCAAAUUAUUGUUCAUGUGAAUUUUAUCAAUAUGUAAGCUAUAAGGAUUAUCACCCCAAAAAUAUACUAACAUGUAUGAUUGAUUGAUUGAUUGUUGUUUGCUUAACGUUCAGUGGCAAUACAUGACGAGAUAUAAUUUAUAACAUAACAACCAUAGAUGUCUAUAGUGCAAAUAAAAAAAAAAAAAUUUCUUUCCGUUUUACCGGUAUAUGAAAGUUGCAAAAGGUGAAACAUUGGUGUAACUUUUCUUGCUAUUGGAUUUACAAUUGUUAAUACCUUUAUAUAUUGUGGCCUUGACUUCACUUUCAUGUUAAAGAAGUCAGGUGAAGUUUUCUAGUUUAGCUUCCUCAAACAACCUGGUUAACUGUAUCAAUGUUACGGUAAUUGAUAUUUUUGUGAGUCAUUGUAAAUAGCUUUUCAAUCUUACAUAUGGUAUGUCUUACUUAGUGGUUAUGUUCAGGUGUCAAGAUUACCACAGUUACUCAGAGUGCUGUAAAGAAUGUUCAUUCAGCUCUUGCCCAUUAACCACUAAAAUGUUCCUCACUCAUAAACCACUAUAAUUUUCCUCGCCAAUUAACCACUAAAGAAAUAAUCAUACAGCUCUCAUCCAUUAAUCACUAUUCAUGCAGAUCUCAAAUAUAAAGUAAAAAAUAUUCCUACAGUGCUCACCUUGGAUGUGUAUGACAAAUGGUGUAAUUUGGUAUAGUCUGGUUUGUUCAGUAUUAUAAAUAGUAUUUAUCGCUUUUUUUGGUAUUUUUCCUUUGAUCUUUUUUUGUGAUAAUUUUUCAUAUCAUGCUACGCGAUUGAGAUAGAAAAUUAUCGCUAGAAACUAAGGAUGCACAUGCCUUGGUCAAUGUAAACAUCAAUGUCAUAGGCAAAAUAGCGAUAAACAGAUUAUCAAUGGCCUUUCAAACUCUAGGAUGUGUCUCUGCCAUAUCUCAUCUGAGAAACACCCUCUUGUUUGAAAAACCAUCAAUAAUAUAUAAAUAUAUGUUUCAACAUUAUAGGACACCAUAUUCUUUGAAUAUAUAAUUGCUGUUUUAAAGCCUGUGCUAGGAAAACUAAUAGAAGCUUGAAAUGAAUAUAUUAUUAAGAGUCUGAUAUUUGAAAUUAUUUCUGGCUUCCUCCAGAUUUUCCUGGAAUAUCCAUGUUUGGUUCAAUGAGUGUAUUGCUACUUUGUUAAUACGUUUGGCUUAUUAAAUUGUACAUGACAUUUCAGUAAUAUUUCCACAAUGAAAUAUUUCAUAUUUGCUUUUCAAUUAAAAAUGGGUUUAUUUUCACAAAAUUGUUCUCAUAAAAAAAUUGUCAAUAUUUAUUUAACAUUUUUGAAACUCAAAACUUAUAACCCUUUCAUUUGAUCAUUUGCAGAUUGAUUUGUGAAAAUGACACUACUGAUUAAACAUGCCUUAAGGUUCUGAAAUAAAUCAAUGUUACUGACUUUGUACAGUUAUAUAAAUUUCCAAUUAGAAUAAUUUAAAUGGAUUCUAUAUGAUUAUUUUUUUAAGUAACAAUGAAUGUGCAAUAUUUUGAGAGAUACAUAUUAUUAUGAUAACAAUAAUUUUAUUUGUUUAUGGUUUACAUUUAACCUUGCAUGCUGUAGUACUGUUAUGUAGAGAUAAUUAACAUGGUUAUAAGUUAUUAUUUUAAUAACACUAAUAUUUCCAUGAAAGAGGGGCAGGCACCAAAAAAAAGAUGGCUCUAAGUUGCAAGGAAUAAAAAAGAGGUGGCGGGAGAAGAGAAUAGUAGCAGACUGCUUCUUUGGAGAAAGAUGAAAUGCCUGACAACCCCGAAAAAAGGACAAAAAAUAUUUGUAGGAAAAAGUUGUUAUGUUUUACUUGAAUGGGCAUUUCCUGAGAAUAUAUGUAUAGAUGAAUAAAUGAAUAAAUAAAUAGUGAUAGAAAAUAAUACGCACUGUACAGAAACGUUUCAUUUAUUCAUUUUUAUUUUAUUUUUUUAAUAUCAAGUUUCUUAGGUUUUUAAAACUUCAGAUUACAUUCACAUACACAAAUUAUAACAAGAAUUAACUAAUUUUCUUUCAUGGAUCAUGCUGUUUAUUUGCACAGAUACAUGUAAUUUACAUCUAUCGUAAUAAAAGAAGUUUACAUGAAUCAUCUAUAAAACUAGUAUUUAUCUAUCUCUUAAUUUCAUGGAAUAAACCCUCACAUUUUUGUUAUGUACAUAACCUAUAUUUAUUAAAUGUGCACAAAAUAUUGCCUGUUUCCUGAGUUGAAAUACUGCUUCUGUAAAUCAUUGUUAGAAUGCAAAUGUCAGUAAUAACACAGUCCUUACUCCUUCUGGAGAAGAAGUGUAGUAAAUCAUAGUUAGAAUGACACUGUCAAUGCCAAAAUAAUCCUUACUCCAUCUAGUGGCAGAGUGAGGAUAGAUAAAGUAUUUGUCUGGAAAGUUGUCAGAAUUGUGAAAAUUAAUGUUAUAGAUAUAAAACAAAAUUCAUCCUUGUUCAAAUUGUAUAAACUUUUCUUUUUUGUUCAUGUUACUUGGCGAGUUGUAAUACCAAACAUUCUACAUGCCUGAAUGCAUAUGUCUUAUUUUCACAUUAAAACCAUUUACUUUUAAUGUA